Molecule: messenger RNA, 1114 nt
Organism: Paecilomyces variotii
Lineage: Eukaryota; Fungi; Ascomycota; Eurotiomycetes; Eurotiales; Thermoascaceae
Product: proteasome component PRE6
Exons: 5
Coding region: 222-1031 (269 amino acids)
Biological process (GO): ubiquitin-dependent protein catabolic process
Cellular component (GO): nucleus; proteasome core complex; proteasome core complex, alpha-subunit complex
Source: RefSeq, a predicted model, not a curated record
ACGAUAACCGCGCGGCUGGCGCUUGGGCCGCAGCUCUGGAGGCAGCCGCGGAACUCGCGUCCAGCUACGGAGCCCGUCAUCGCCCAAGCUGCCACUCCGCAUGCCUCACCAACGUGCCAUCUGCCUUCUGUAGCUCUCCACGGUCGUCUCACUUCGAUCUCCUUCAAUCUGCUUCCUUAAUUCUAGCCUAGUUUGACCCUCUACGACCGUCACGAUCCAUAAUGGCCUCCGGAUAUGACCGAGCGCUUUCAGUCUUCAGUCCCGAUGGACACGUUUUCCAGGUGGAAUAUGCUCUGGAAGCUGUGAAGCGAGGAACCUGCGCCGUGGGCGUGAAGGGCAAGGACAUCGUUGUCCUGGGAUGCGAGAAGCGGUCUGCGAUGAAGCUCCAAGACACCCGAAUCACCCCGUCGAAGAUCUGCCUCCUCGACAACCAUGUUUGCCUUGCCUUUGCCGGCCUCAACGCCGAUGCCAGAAUCCUCGUCGACAAGGCCAGAGUAGAAGCCCAAUCGCACAGGUUGACCGUCGAAGAUCCCGUGUCGAUUGAAUACAUCACGAAAUACGUUGCCGGUGUGCAGCAGCGAUACACGCAGAGUGGUGGUGUCCGUCCCUUCGGUAUCAGUACGUUGAUUGUUGGGUUUGACAAGGGUGACAAUGUUCCCCGUCUUUACCAGACGGAGCCAUCUGGUAUCUAUUCUGCUUGGAAAGCAAACGCUAUCGGCCGAUCGAGCAAGACCGUACGCGAGUUCCUCGAGCGGAAUCACAAGGAUGAUAUGGACCGUGAACAGACCAUUCAGCUGACGAUCAAGUCGCUGCUGGAGGUCGUUCAGACCGGUGCGAAGAACAUUGAGAUUGCCAUCAUGGCCCCUGGCAAGCUCAUGGAGCAGCUUCCCGACGAAGACAUCGAGGCUUACGUGAAGAGCAUAGAGGCAGAGAAGCAGGAAGAGGCGGCCAAGAAGAAGACCGGUCGGACGCCGGGCACAGGCACUGCGGCCAUCCUAACGCGGGGCGGCGGAGAGAGCUCUGAACACUGAAUGUCAUAAUGUUUGAGUGUGGGCGUUGUAGAGGCUACGAGGGUCCGCAUGACUCCUUUUCUGAUGUUUUCUUAAAGCGACAU